This is a messenger RNA of Drosophila albomicans, 1707 nucleotides long. RefSeq lists its product as uncharacterized. Gene Ontology annotation, molecular function: protein binding. Bases 82 to 1551 code for a protein of 489 amino acids. NCBI's taxonomy places the organism in Eukaryota, Metazoa, Arthropoda, Insecta, Diptera, Drosophilidae. The record is from RefSeq and is a predicted model, not a curated record. The transcript has 3 exons.
UAAUCAGUAAACUUAACUUUACACUUCAGACAUUUGAACAUUUGAAACGCUUCGAAUUCCCUGCAAUUUACAAAAGUCACAAUGUCACGACGUCAGCAGGAAAUCCUGCGCAUCGAGCGUCAAGUGAGGGCCAAAUUGCCCUAUCGCACGUUUCGUGACAUCACAUUCGAUCGCGAGCAGAUCAAGGCCAGCAUUGUGCCCCUGAGUUUCAUUGAGGCACGUCGCAAGCGCGGUCCCAUCUAUGAGGCACUGCAAGAUGAGCUGCGCCACGAAGGCUGCCUGAUGAUGCCCGAAUUCUUGCGCUGCCUGGCCGAGAAGGAGCAGGCGCUGUUUGAUUCAAUCAGCAUACGUGCGAGGAUCAUCGAUGAUCGUCCGCUGCUCUACGAGGUGAUUGAUAAGCUGAAGUGUGCGGAGCUCGCUGUGAUCAAGCGUAAAGUGAAGGGUCUGAAAGAGUGCUUUACACUCUUCUAUGAGACGCUGCUGCUGCUCGAACCGUAUCGCGUUAAGUAUGAGUAUGCAUUGAAUGCUGUCAUGGAACACAUUGUUUCUCUCUGUCACAACAUCGAGGGACAGGAGCGCGAUGCUGCCGAGAUGAUAGCUCGCAUCUAUCACAGGUUUGCCAUAUUUUUGGAACACACUGGGCAACGUGUCAAUGCGAUUACGUACUUGAAAUCCACUCUCGAAUUGGUGCGUGGGCACAUGUGGCUCUCUGAGCCAGAAAAAGGUUCAGCUAGUCCCAUUCUACACGCGCUUGUGGCUCAACAACUCGCCAGGCAACUGCUCAUCCAUGGCCGGCAGAUUGUGCGACAGCAACCUGAGGAGGCAGUUGAUAUGGCCAGAAAGGCAACUGUACUAAUAGCAGAGAUCGGACGCCAGAAGAACUUGGACAUCUUUUGCGAUACGUUCUUGGAGCGCGCUUUCUUUCUCAUGGAGGCUAACAAAUAUCAUGCAGCUCAGCAGUGCUUAGAGCAGAUCAAAUCGGAGAUUAUAGCUUGCACCGAGUAUAGAUUUGUCAAGCUCAACAUCAAAUUAUAUCUGUAUCUGGGUCAAUGCGCUGAAAGCUUCGAUCACGUUGAUAAGGCCAUUUCCAACUUUAAGCGUGCUCUGCGUUUAUCACGUCUCUACGAUCACAAGGAUCACGAAGCAGAGAUUCUGCUGAAUCUGGGCAAACUCUUUGCCCGCGAUACCCAGAAGACGGGCAUUGCCAAGAAGUGCUACAAUCAGGCGAAAAGCAUUUACAUUGACUUCAACGACAACCAUAGCAAGAAGACUGCUGUUUUUCUCAUGGGAAAGCUGCUGGCCGACGAGAUUACGCCACUCUACAUGGCCAUGUUGAAGGCAUCGAAUUCGCGUUAUUGCGCUUUCUUCAAUCUGCGACAAUGGAAGAAUCGCUGUCGUCCCUUCUGGCAUAAGUUGGGCCACGAGAUCAUCAAACAGGAAAAGGACAGUAUCUACUGUCUGCUCGAGGAGGAGAAAGAGGAUCCCGUAUACGUGCCAGACUUUCCCGAUCUUGAAGGCAACACAUUCAAAGUUGAAGAAGGUGACAUAUGAAUUAAGUCAUUCUCUGCUAAAUUGUUAUUGUUUUUAUAUCAUUAAGUUGCAUACAAGACUGAGUUUAGAACUGCACUGAAAUCAUUUAAAGCGGCAAUUUUCAAUGCAGAUCUAAACGCAGUUGAUUGCCAGAUUAAAGUCUUAAAUGCUCCAAAA